AGUUAAAGACGUGGUUUGCUGACAAGACGUUCUCGAAACACAUUUCGCGGGUUUUCGAAAUAAUACACAACACAUUACAAUAUACAAAAACAGUUUUUAAAAUUUAGUUCAUAAUAAUUGAAAAUUUGGACGUAAAUAAAUUGCGGACCGAAUAUGGACACGGACAGUGAGCGCGAGCGAAGUAGUGAUCCCAAUCUAUUGACCAGCAGCGAUAAUCAUACAUUUCAUGACGACGAUGAUGAUGAUGAUGACGACGAUGCUGACUCUUCAGCGCCAGAAUAUGGCGAGGAUAUUGGUGAUAUGAGAGACAUUGAUUUCGGUUCCAUCAGUGAUGUCGUGACGCACGCCGGUAGUGAUGUAUAUGACAUUGAUGAUGACGAUGACGAUGAUGAUGAUGACAACGAUAAUGGACGCACUGAAAGAACAUGUCUUUUAGUUUCAGACGCUUAUAAAGUACGCCGAAAUAGACGUCCGAGGAGUAGGCAGCACGUUAAACGAAGACUACAGCAAUCGCUUGAACGUGAGACGACAAUCUCACUUAAUACGUCCAAGAUAAGGAAUUACAAUAAAAGCAUCAAGACAACAGGAAAAUAUACUUCGGAAGAGGACGAAGAACAGGUACCGCUGAAACAAAGCAGCUGUGAUGAAAGGCAAUACGAGCAGUCCGAAACCGAUUUAGGCGAGUCUGUUGGCGCAAAAGAGACCACAGAUAGUUAUGAAUCGGCCGAAGUUUAUACCGUAAAAGUUAUAAAAAUUAGUGGCAAUCUAGGUGAUAGCUCCGAAGAGGACGGAGACAUCGACGAAGAACCCUUUAAGAGUCUAGACGCUCCUGAUGACGAUACCAGAAACUUCGACGAAACCAAAUCAACAGCCCAAGUAGAAUUAAAUGUUCAGCCAUCAACACUUGUAUGCGGUGCCAUACAAGCGUCUGCAGAAAUCGAUGCUAAAUAUAAUGAACGCGGUGCCUUUUUAGAAGAGCAAACAGAUUGCGCUGUGCCGACGGCUGCUCAUGCAAGUUUUGAAUUGUUUGAAGAAGAAAUCGCUGAUAUAAAUACUAAAGUAAUAAAAGAAGAAUCUGCAAGCGACAUACGCGAGGAGAACGUAAAUAUCAAGGAUUACCAACUAGAAGAGUUUCCAGAAAUAGAACAACAUUCGGUGCUAGUGUCCGACAAAAACGUCAACGACGAAGGUGACAACGACUGUUGCGGCGGUGACGACCUCAAAAGUUCGCAAUGCUUAACUACACCAGCCGAAGCAAACGCAAUCAACAACGAGAACAACACGUCUACUAUAAACAUCGGCAGCGUCUUGGCGGACGAAGAGAAUUGGCGCGAUAGUGUACGCGAAUCGAUAGAGUGUUACUACUCGGCACAGGAUCUGCUAGAGUACGGACAUCUCUUGAGUAGUGGCCUUAAAACACCAGACAUUGAGUCUGGUUAUUUUGAAAAGUCCGAAUCGGAUAUAUCACGUGAUGAGAACGAAGUGUAUACGAAUAAUUUAAGCAAUAGGAUAAGAGAACGCUCAUUUUCGAAAUCGUAUAAUACACAAUUAACCAAUAUGUCGGAGAGUUUACGUUUCGAAUUGAAUCGUUUUAAAACGAUGAUCGAAUCGAUCGAACGUGAACGCAUUUAUGGCCAAACGCCGCAAACGAAACAAAACACGUUCGAGUCGGUUACAAAAGCCGAAGAGAGUUAUAAUGUUGAUAUGGAGGCCGAAGUAACGGCAGCGGCCGAUGCGGUUGCGGAAGCGAUAUCAAUAACAGUUAUCGGUGCCGAAACUGUCGAAACGACCAACGCGAUGGAUGUGGAUGAGGAGGAAGAGAUGGAUGUGGAGGGUGCUGUGGGCGGCGACGAUGAUACACGUGGCUAUUGGUCUACGGUUUUCGGACAAGCCAGUCAAAUAGAGGAGACCACGCCGGAAAUGACGCUUGACGAACGCUUUGCCGAUAUACAAAAAGCACAUCGUGCCCUUGAAUUAUUGGAGGAUUAUCACUCGAGACUAUCAGAGCCGCAGGAUCGUGCACUGCGCAUAGCCAUCGAACGGGUGAUACGGAUUUUCAAAUCACGCUUAUUUCAAGCCUUAUUGGACAUCCAAGAAUUUUAUGAACUAACACUGCUGGAUGACUCGAAGACAAUACAGCAGAAGACAGCGGAAACACUGCAAAUCGCUAGCAAAUGGGAACAGGAUGGUCAUGCAAUAAAAAUCGCUGAUUUUAUGAGAAAUUUUAAUCGAAAUUAUGCAUUUGCCACGGAACCAAUAUCCGAUCCCAAACAAUUACAUUCGAUAAUUCCGCUCGGCGAUGACACCGGUGUGGAUGAGUUGCUGUUGAAUCAGCGCAUGAAAGUCGAUGGCGACGCCGACAUUCCCAAAGAGAGUGCGGGAGUUAGCGCUAGCGGUACUGGUGCAAGUGAGGGCGGCAGCAGCAGUGCCGCAAAGGCGGCGGCCCGUUCGCCUGAAUCGGCGCCCUAUCAUAACCGGCAGCAACAGCAGCAGCAGCAGCAACAGCCCAAUACCAAUGUGGACACUGUGAGCAGCGAAGCUAUACACAGAGCGUCAUCGACGAAGGUGAACGGUGAUGAGAGCUGGCAAUAUGAGGAUAUUACAUUGGAGCGUGGCAAUUCUGGUCUAGGUUUUUCGAUUGCCGGCGGCACAGACAAUCCACACAUCGGCACGGACACCUCCAUUUAUAUAACGAAAUUGAUACCGGGCGGUGCCGCCGCUGCCGAUGGACGUUUAUGCAUAAACGAUAUCAUUGUGUCGGUGAAUGAUGUGUCUGUGGUGGAUGUGCCGCAUGCAUCCGCUGUGGAUGCGCUGAAAAAAGCUGGCAAUGUGGUGAAAUUGCAUGUGAAAAGAAAACGUGGCGGUGGCGGUGGUGCUGCUGGCGGUGGUGGUGGUGACGCUACUGCCGCCACAUCGGCCACAUUGCCACGUAGUGCUGCCGCCGCCGCUGCAGCUGCAGCUGCUGCUGCUGCCGGUCCGAAAGUGGUCGAGAUCGAUUUGGUGAAGGGUGGCAAGGGUUUGGGCUUCUCCAUAGCCGGCGGUAUUGGUAAUCAACAUAUACCGGGCGAUAACGGUAUUUAUGUAACGAAAAUCAUGGACGGUGGCGCCGCUGCGGUCGAUGGACGCCUCUCGAUUGGCGAUAAGCUGAUUGCGGUGCGCACAAAUGCGGCCGAAACUAAUCUGGAAAAUGUAACACAUGAGCAAGCGGUCGCCACACUCAAGUCAAUUACGGACAAAGUAACGUUGAUCGUUGGCAAGACGCAGCACUCAGUCAGCUCAUCACAGCCACAAUUUGCGCCGAUUAAUUCGCAUUCAACAGAACCAGCAUCUAGGUAUGCGUCAUCGAAUGUGCUGGCCGCCGUGCCACCCGGAACGCCACGUGCCGUCAGCACUGAGGAUAUUACACGUGAACCGCGCACAAUCACCAUACAAAAGGGUCCACAAGGUUUGGGCUUCAAUAUCGUCGGCGGCGAGGAUGGUCAGGGUAUAUAUGUGUCAUUUAUACUGGCUGGCGGACCCGCUGAUGCUGGCGGCGAGCUGAAACGUGGCGAUCAGCUCUUGAGCGUCAAUAAUGUCAGCUUGAAUAAUGCAACACACGAGGAGGCCGCUCAGGCGUUGAAGAGUUCCGGUGGCGUUGUCACAUUGGUCGCUCAAUAUCGCCCCGAGGAGUACAACCGCUUUGAGGCGCGCAUACAGGAGCUGAAACAGCAGGCUGCGCUCUCGGCCGGCGGUACGGGCACACUGUUGCGCACCUCACAAAAGCGUUCGCUGUACGUGCGUGCGCUCUUCGAUUACGAUCCGAAUCGUGAUGACGGACUGCCGUCGCGUGGUCUGCCCUUCCGCCAUGGCGAUAUAUUGCACGUGACCAAUGCGUCCGACGACGAGUGGUGGCAGGCACGACGCGUGCUCGGCGACAGCGAAGACGAACAAAUCGGUAUUGUGCCAUCGAAACGACGAUGGGAGCGAAAGAUGCGCGCACGCGAUCGCAGUGUUAAGUUCCAAGGUCAUGCCGCUACCAAUAAUAACCUGGACAAGGUCAGUAAUGAGCAAUCGACGCUCGAUCGAAAGAAGAAGAAUUUCACAUUUUCACGAAAAUUCCCGUUCAUGAAAAGUCGCGAUGAGAAGUUGGGCGAAGACGGCAGUGAUCAAGAGCCAAACGCAAACGGAGUUGUAAACAGCAAUAGUGAACUUGAUGUUAACAAUGUUAACAACAAUGAUUCAAAUGAACCGCAACCUUUUAUGCUUUGCUACACACAAGACGAUGCCAAUGCUGAAGGAGCCGAAAUUAUCUACCGUGUGGAGUUGCCAGACAUGGAGCAGAUAACACUAAUCUAUUUGGAGAAUAGCGAUGCUGACUAUCCAUCCGAAGAGAAUGUGCUCUCGUACGAGGCCGUACAACGGUUAUCCAUUAACUAUACACGACCCGUAAUUGUGCUCGGCCCAUUGAAGGAUCGCAUCAAUGAUGACUUGAUAUCGGAGUAUCCCGAGAAGUUCGGCUCCUGUGUGCCACACACGACUCGGCCGAAGCGUGAUUACGAGGUGGAUGGUCGUGAUUAUCAUUUUGUUUCGUCACGUGAGCAAAUGGAACGCGAUAUACAAAAUCAUCUGUUCAUCGAAGCGGGCCAAUACAAUGACAACCUCUAUGGCACAUCGGUGGCGAGCGUACGCGAAGUUGCGGAGAAGGGUAAACACUGCAUUUUAGAUGUCUCGGGCAAUGCCAUUAAGCGGUUGCAAGUCGCUCAACUAUAUCCAAUUGCUAUAUUUAUCAAACCGAAAUCGGUGGACUCAAUAAUGGAAAUGAAUCGACGCAUGACGGAAGAGCAAGCGAAGAAAACUUACGAACGUGCGAUUAAAAUGGAACAAGAAUUCGGCGAAUACUUCACAGGUGUGGUCCAAGGCGACACCAUCGAAGAGAUCUACAGUAAAGUCAAAGCGAUGAUCUGGUCACAAUCAGGACCAAUCAUUUGGGUACCAUCCAAAGAAUCUCUAUGACCAACAGCCACGACGACAUGGACACUGCCGCCUCGAGUACGCUGUCGACCAGUCUCGAGAUCAACAACAAAUCAACAUCAACAGCAAACGCACUGAUUUUGAACGACAUUGAUGGAACACGAUGUCGCCAACAACAACGACAACACACACACACUCACAACACGUAACCGAAACGCAGCCGAUGAUUCACGUGGAUGCGUUAUGCAAAUGAGCUAAAGCAAGCGAAUACAAAAUAGUGGACAGACACACACACACACGCGGCAUACAAACUUCAAUCUUCGCAGAAUCAUGUCACACCCACGCGCAAAAUGUCACCAGCCUUAAGCAAAUAUAUACCAGCUAAAAGCAAGCAAGGUCUAUCAGGCCUCGGUGACGCAAUAUGGCUGGUGUUUCAGUCUGUACUGUCAAUGUGUGUGUGUGUGUGUGUUUGUGUGGUUGCCUAUUUGCAGUCGGUUGCUUACGUCGUUGAUGCGACCGCGCGUUUUGAAGAAAAAAGUGGAGAAAAUAUGAAACUAAAAACACUAUAGAAGAAAUAUGUUGUAGCUAAUAAAGAGAAAACAACAAAAACAAAAACAAAUAAUAAUAAUGAAUAGGCAUAAGUCAGGCUGCGACUACUCUACUACAUAUAUAUUGAUAAUGAUGAUGAUGAUGAUGGUGCAUUUGUUGUUUGUUUGUUACCGCUAGCAAUUAAAAAGAAAUUCGAUAAUCGUUUAAUACAUAUAUAUGUGUGUAUAUAUAAAUAUACAGCUGCAUAUAUAAAAUUAUAUAUAUAUAUAAAUAAUUAGUAACGAAGCAGAAAUUUAAUAAAAUUGUAAUGCAUAUGAGUACACACACGCUCUUCAUACAUACAUAUAUAAAGAAAUUGCAAAUUCUACACGCAUACAUACAUAUAUAAAUACCGACAUAACUACUUGCAUAUAUCAUACACAAAAACAAUAAUAAAAAUAAUAAGAAAUCAAUUGCAAUGAGAGCAGCAACUAGAAAUUGCGCAAAGGAGACGUCAGAAAAUAACGAAAUGCAAGCGCAAGCAAGAGCAUGUAAUAAAUGCCGCACACAAAGUAAAUAAGUUAAAAUUAUAACCAGUGCCGAUGAACAAACUCGCUUACAUAUGUACAAUAGGCAAUGCAGCAAUGACUAAAAACCGUUGAAGUGAAGUUAAAGUUGAAGAAAUAUAGCGAAAAAUAGCGUGCGAAGAGAGUUAGCAAAACCUAACCUAAAAAUUGCAAAUUUAAAUUUGAGAAAUGCGUAGUUAAAGUGAAAAAAAUUUAAGAAUUGUUUUAUUAACGUUAUAACGUACAAUAAUUUAUUUAUAUUACAUAUAAAUAUAUAUACAAAUCUAUAUAUAAAAACCUUAUAAGCAAAAAAAAAGUAAAGUAAAGUGAAGCAGAAUUGUUAAAUGCGGUGUAUGUUGAAAAAAUAACUGUAUUUGUCAUAAACAAUUGUAUGUAACAGCAAAAUGCAGCAAAACUACAACAAAAUAUUUUAUGUAAUAAUUACGCAUAUAAUUUUUUAUUAUUUACUCUUAGUGUUAACAACAAUUUUACUUUCCUACAAACUGUCACAAUCUGAGUUGAUAUUGUCUCAACGCUAGUGUAGCAAUAAUAAUAACAACAACUAUGUAUUGAAAAACAAGAGAGAAACAGUGCAAACAAUUGUUUGUGUUUUUAUGUUAAAUAUUUUGUAUGUGUUGUAUGCCGCUAAAAUGGUUUUUUUUUCGAGUUUAAAAAUAGCUACUUUACUUUUAUGACACACUGUAAGCGUGCAAACUGCAAUUUUGUUGUUGUUGCAUGCAUAAGGCUCAUAAUUUGUUUAAUAUUUAUUUGUAUUUGUAUUUGUAUUGCUCAGUUGGUUAUAUAUUUUGAAAAAAGUUAGAAUUUACACCAACAACAUUACUUUAAGCCUUGUAAAUGUGCUUAUGCAAAGAGGCAUAGUCAAAAUAGUGAGGUUAAAUUCGAAUAUGCUACUUAACUACAUACACGCACACAUACAUACAUACAUUAAACUAUAUUACUUUUAUUUAUAAUUUACCAUUUACCACUCUGUUUUACGAGUUUACGUUAAACUUUUACACACUUACAACAACUACAUAACUGUUCUUUAUUAUUUUUAGGUUAUGUUACACUUUAAUUUAAGCGCUUAAUUUAAAGAUAUUUUACAUUUUUGUUGUAAAGCUGUCACUGACCACCAACCAACUGGGCGGCUUGCAUUGUUUUCACACUUAUUUAAUCCUUUAACAACUGCUUGCCUCUCCGUAACGGCUGCAGCACACGCGCCAUAAGCGCCCACUCACAGCAGUGCCAGCGGCGCGGCGUUGUUGUUUGUGCGUGUUUGUGCAAAAGCGAACAGCUUCAAACCCUAUUAGUCCUAUGCAUACUACUAUUGUAUACAACAGCAACAAAAACUACAAAUACUAUUAUUAUAUAAAUUAUUACUGCUACUCCGCUACACUACUUAUUGUUCAAGUAUAUGUGUGUGUGUGUAAUGUUAAUGUUUCUUUCUUAUUCUAGUUAAAUAUUAUCUUUGUCUUAUAUUUUAAUUAUUAUUAUUUUUAUUUAAAAACUAUUGUACAAGUUAUUACAAGCACAUAUAGUGCGUACUCAACAUACAUGCAUACUUAAUAGUAAAACACAAAACACAACAACAAAAAAUAACAUAAAAAACAAGAAAAUUAAGCAAAAAUAUGCAAACUUAACAAUAACAAGAACAAAAAAUACUUUUUUUCAACGAAUAUCUAAACUAAAAUGCGUUAAGUGCAAGAACAAGAGCGUAAACAAUAAUACAGAAUUUAAGUAAACAAUUUAACUUAAUUAAAUCGUUUCAUUUUUAUUCAAAAAAUAAAAAAACACAAUAUUGUUUUAUUUGCUUUAUAUAACUAGUAUAUUUUAGUUUCAAAUACACGAAAACAGUUGGAAGUUAUAAUAAAAAACUGCACUCAAUUGCUGCCAAUAGCAAUUUCAAACGUAAAUUACACCAUUUCGCAUUUUUGUAAAGAAACUUGAAUGCGAAAUUUUCCAUUUUAUGCCUACCAAAGCAGCACUCUCCGUAUUACAAGCGAAUUUUACUCUAUACCCGGCAACAAUUUUUAAGUUUCCUAUGAACAGUUAGCAAGCCACGACCAUGCACUUUCAAUUGACACCUGUUUCAUUGAAAUCGGUUGAGAUUUGUCCGAGUUAUGCGUAAAAACGUUUAAAUAGCUCAUUUAUUAGCAAAGCAGCUAAUUUAGCCGAGACACACACCACACGUGCUCGCAUGCGAUUUCUUGCGUUUACAAUUUUGCCGACAUGCACCAGGCGCGCAGCAGUGCCAAGUAGGUGGCUGCUGCAAAAAUAUGUCGAAAAUUGUAGCAUGCUUUUAGGCGUCCCAUGAGAGCUGUACGCAUAAUUGCUGUUUGUACUGUACUCCUUAGUACAUUACUAUAUCGUGCAGCUUUUUAAGCAUAACUUGCGUUUUCCUGCACGGAUUUUGCUGAUUUAAACGGCAAAUUAAAGCGCAUGUGAACACAAAUUGAUUUAGAAUAUUAACAAAAAUUUCUAGGAAAUUAGUGGCUGCGUAUUUUUUGUGAAUUUAUGCCGGAAACAAUAAGGCAGCGCAAAUAUGAAUUAUGUUUUCUUAAACUUACCAUUUUUAACUGAAACAACAAGUUUUGCAUUUAUGUAGGUUUGGUGCAUGAAUUUUAAUGUGUAUUAGUAAAAACUCUUGCAACAUGUUUCUACAGAGUAUAAUAGUUUUUUCUUAAUUUGUAUAAAGUUGAACUGAAAUCAAUUCGAAGCCAUACUUACCUGAGAAAUUGAAGCAUUGCCGCAAUUUUUCCACUACCUUGGUUCCAUAAUAUGAUACAACGGUUAUAUGCAUGGCACUGCUGUUGCCAAAUACAAUAUAUUGCCUGCUUUAAGGAUUUUAAAGGCUGCAAGAAUUGUAAAGAAAGCCUUUAUUUGGUUAUGCCUGCUUUUUGUUGCUAUAAUGUUCAAGGAAAAUGCAUUGUGAGCGAACGUUGUUAUAUACAUACAUAAGCACUGGGUAUAGUCUAUUUACCAUAUAUUGAUAUAUAGUGGCCGAGCUUCUCCACGUCUCUCCACACAGCUGAAGGUGAGUGAGGUUUGUUGUGUCAGUAAUAUCCGCAGUGGUCGCUAUUAGAAGAACAAUUUUUCUAUUUUCCAAUUAUGACACGGUCGGUUUUAUGUAAGCAUUUAUACAUACAUAUAUCUAUUAUUAUACCCUGAACAGUUCCAUUUUUUUAUUAUAUUUCUCAAAUUUAUAUUUUUGUUUUUUUUUUGUUUUACUUUUUUAUUUUGAUUUGUUUUUGUGUCUUUUAAUAAUAAAUUUUAUUGCAUGUUCUUUUAAUUCGAUUAUAUAAUUAUUUUCUGACACAACUACAUACAUUGAUCAGGGAAUUCUGUGUUUGCCACGAAAUUUUUAAUGCUCAGCAGAAAACAUUGGAGAUGCAUGACGAGCUGAGUCGAUUUAGCCAUGUUGGAAUGCCUGUUGAUAAGCGAACUCAGUCCUACGUUUUUGAGUUAACGUUUUGCAAUUUUGCAUAUGUCAUUUUGGCCGCAAGAAGCUGCUCAUUUGUCAGAAUCACCGAUAUCGGAGCACAAUAGCAUAUAGCUAUUGCCAGUCAUACCAACUGAUCGAUUAAAAAUCAGUCCUUGUAUGAAAAACUUUUUUAUUUGACGAGAUAUCUUCAUGAAAUUCGGCAUGGAUUAUUGUUUAAGGCAAUUGUAUAAUAUCUGAAGAAAUUGUUCAAAUCGAACUGCUAUAGCACACAGCUGCCAUACAAGCUGAUCCAUUAAAAUCAAGAUACAGAUUUUUCCAUACACUUUUAUGCUAUAAGAAACACAUUUGUAAAGGUUUUGCUCUUAUAGCUUCAGUGCCGCCGAAGUUGGCGUUUUAUUUUGUUUUUACGUACCAUAUACAUACAUACAUAUGUACCAUAGUACAGAAGUUUUUACAAAGAACCGCAUAGUGUCUUUGGAAUCAAAUUGGGCACAUUUACAACUGUCUGUCCGGAGUCAUGCGAAAAUGUGACACACAUGCUCUAACAAUCUUCUAUAUUGGCGUAGACACCGCUUACGCGGCAAAUAACGGUAUUUUUAAAUAAUUAAUAAAAAAGAAGUACAAUAUCUAUGUAACUAAGAACUUCAAUAGCUGAGAUAUGGCAAAAAAAUAUGUUGAAAUUGGAGCUGUGCUGAAAUUUUCUGGAAAUAUCUUUUUAUAUUACAAAGCAUUCUAUAUUUUUGUUGUUAUGUGGAAUUAAUUAGUACAUAUAAGUAAAUUUUUAGAUUACAAAAUAAAUAAAAUUAAUUUUUUAUUUUAUUUACAGUUAAUUUUAUGUAUACUUUUAUAUUGUUUUAUUAUUAUUUUUUCAAAAAAAUAUUAGCUUGCACUUCUCACAAACAACAACAACAAAAAGCAGAUCUUUAAAUACAUUCACACAGAGCAUACAUAUGUACAUACAUACAUUUAUGGGUACACACAAGCAGUAGUAAGAAUUUCCAUUCAGAGUAAAGUUACGUAUACGCAGUGUUGCUCGCUGUUGCUUUAAAAGCAAGCCUCACGUAGAGCAUACGCUGUGUGUGUGUGUGUAUGAAAAUAGUGUAAAAUGGACUAUGUCGAACUAUGCCGAAAAAAGGUGGCUAACCCCAACGCAAAAAUCGAUUUAGGUCAGUUUUUAAAAAAUAUCAAUUAUACCAAUGAAACGGUGACUUGGCUAUGUUUAUGGACGAAUGCGAGAAUUUUAUCAGCAAAGUUAUAUAUCGUCAGCUAAAAUGCAAAAUAUUGUAACAUCACUCAUAUUGAAACAAAUUUGAGUUUUGGUUAUGUAAUGGUUAUAUAUCGGAUAUAUUACGGUUAUAAAAUGGUUAUAUAUUGGACAACGGCAGCUUAAAAGUUUAUGCUACUUUGUAAUAUGAUGUACUGAAUCGCAAGCAAUAAAAACGCAAUUUCGAAUUCGAAAACGAUGAAAGAAUAUAUACGAAUAUGUAUAUCGCUGUUAUAUGUGAUACAUGAGCUCAACUGAGUUGUUUGUGGCAACAGUAUUCAGGCCAUACGAAAUCGAUUCAACUUGAUAUCUGUUUACGAGGGGUUAAAUAUGAUGCUAGGCGCAUGGAAAACGUAAACAGAAUGUGCUAUUGUGACGUCACUGCACGGCUGAUAUUGUCAAAAACACAAAUAAUAAAUUAACAGUACGCUAAGGUGGUCAAACGCAAACUUCUCUGAAUCAAUACUAUAAUAUAGCAUUUAUAGCACAGGAGAAGAGUUACUAGAAACAAAAUUUAAAAAUCAAAAGCUACAAAGAAGACGGGGCAGUCUAUACCCAGAUAUCUAUGGCAGCUGUUUUCUGAGAAAAUUGAAAAGUUCAAUAUCGAUAACGGUAAAUUUUGAUUGAAUAUUUUUGGACUACACACAAAACUUGCUAUACAUAAACACACACACGCUUCAAAUACUUUCAGAAAUUUAGUUUCGAAAUAAAAAAAAUGUUAAGUUAAGUUUUCUACACAUAAAAGACCGGGAAAGCUGUUGCAACAACUAGCAUAUACAUUAGGGUGCUUCAAAAAAAAGUUUUGUCGCAGAAAUUUUGAAAAGUCAAAUUUCUGAAUAUACAUAUGUAUGUACAUAUGAUGGUUAUUUUUGAAACGAAAAUUAAUUGGUGAAAUUUUAGUUUGAAUGAAAAAACGAAAAUUCCUGUGUUAAACGUAAGGAAAAUAAAAAAAAAGCGAUCCCUUCGAGUUAAGCUACAGCGCCUGGUUUGAGGGUGGAUUUUUGUUUUGUGACUCUAACAUCACUAACAUUUGAGGGGCUAAGGUUGAAAAAAAGUAAAAUUUUUUUUUUGAAGCACCCUAAUAUACAUACAUACACGCGAGUAUAUGAAAACGAAGGAACUAAUAAAUUAAUGAACUAUGCAUACCAUUCUUAUGAAAAACUGCAAAUAUACAUUAUGUAGCGAAAAAUGCAAGUAUAAUGUAAAAAAUUGUAGUCAUUGUGCCGGCAAGACACGAAGAAAAAAGAAAAAAAAUAAAUAAAUAAAAAUCAUUUAUUAAAAAAAAAAAAAAAAUAGAAACGAAUAAAAAACAAUUAAAAAUUAUUUAUUGCAAAAAAAAAAAAAGAAAAUUAAAUCGAUUUCUAAACUAAACUGAUUAAAGACAUACAUACAUGUGUAUAUAUGGUAGCAAUGUGUAUAAGUAGGCAACAUAAAUUCUAUUGUGAGAAUUGCUAAAUAAAUAAUUAGGCAAAAUUCAAUAAUGAGCUAAUAAAAAAAACUUCAAAAAUGGUUACCUAAACCACGUGUUUAGACCAGACUACUACAUUAAAAAUAAAAAUUUUUCAAAGCAAACAAUUUUUUGAUAACUAAUACCUAUGAAUACUUACAAAAUACUCUUCAAUCACACAUCGUCACCUAAAAUGCAAAAAAACUACCAUAAAAAGUCAAAAUUGAGUUUUUUAUUUCCUUACGAUCCACUACUCCACUACAUAUUUAUAUGUAGCAUUAAAUUUUUAGCCGAUUGAAACCAAUCAAUUUGAGUUUUGGUUAUAAAAUGGUUAUAUAUUGGUUAUACCGCUGUCAGAUGUAACCAAUAUAUAUAAUAUAUAACCAUUUUAUAACCAAAAGUCAAAUUUUGUUUCAAUAUGAGUGGUUUCUAUUAUACCGUUUUCCUUCGCUGUCAACUCAGCAACUCAUGAAAAGUGAUGUUACGUAAUUUUGCAUUUUAGGUGACGAUAUAUACCAAUUAUUUCUUAAUAUUAGAGUACACACAUCUUGUCACAUUAAAAUAAAUUCAUUAUAACACACCCUCUCAUCCUCACACUAACAUUUCUUCUUCUUCUUCUUAAUUGGCGUAGACACCGCUUACGCGAUUAUAGCCGAGUUAACAACAGCGCGCCAGUCGUUUCUUUCGCUUUCGCCAAUUGGAUAUUCCAAGCGAAGCCAGGUCCUUCUUCACUUGGCCUUUCCAACGGAGUGGAGGUCUUCCUCUUCCUCUGCUUCCUCCGGCGGGUACUGCGUCGAAUACUUUCAGAACUGGAGUGUUUUCGUCCACUUUUUCAAGACUCUAUAUCGUAUUAACUUUUAAACAAACCUAAAUACCGUAAACUUAAAAACACGACACGAAGAAAAAAAAGCAUAUUAUUUUACUAGAAGCUAUUUUAACAUUUCAACUAAGCACAGAAGUACAGAGAAUAAGACCAGCAGUAAAUUGUUCAAAUGAAUAAAAUGGUUUAAUUUAGACACGUCUAUCUGGAUUUUCGUCCGACAAGACAAUAACUUUAGCAAACAAUAAAUUAGCCGGAAUUACUACAGCAGUGGAGGGCUUUGUUUCUCUGCUCUGUCGCAGAUCGCGUGUAACUCGAAAAAUUUUACUGUUUUAAAACAGUUCAAUUUCGUUUUUUAAUUAUCAAAAAUCGUGUUUUCGCUCUGUUUCAAGUCCUCCUGUGAGAUUUUGUGGUCCUUCUACACCUGGUCGGAGUGGCGAUCUUCCUCUUCCUGUGCUUCCCUCGGCGGGUACUGCGUCGAAAAAUUUUAGAGCUGGAGUGUUUUCGUCCGUUCGGCCGAUGUCGCUUAAUGCGCUGAACUAUAUCAAUGUCGUCGUUAUCUCGUAGAGUUCAUCGUUCCAUCGACUGCGCUAUUCGCCGUUGCCGUAGAUGUUGCCAUCGUCCAUGCCUCGUUCACUAUCAGACCCAUUUGCGUCGCUUCCUUAUUCAGUUCAGUAUUCAACAACGGCGCGGUUGUUAUGGCCAAUGAUAUCGAUGUCUCUUGUAGAAGAUUUUACCUUCUCUAUUCAGCUCUGAAGCUCGAAUUAUUUUCUCCAGCAGUAGAUUGAAGACGUCGCACGGUAGGCAGUCGCUUCGUAUGGUAUCGAACGGCUCGGAGAGGUCUUUCCCGAUCCUGACGGAGCUUUUGGUAUUGCUCAGAGUAUUCGUUUUGCGGGGAUAUCAAAUACAGACACAGCUGCAUAAAGAGGCUCCUCUUUGUGCUGUCGAAAGCAGCUUUGAAAUCGACAAAGAGGUGGGUGGUGUGUCGAUUAUCUUUUCAUGGGUCAGUUGUUAAUUUUCCAGGCCUAAAGCCACAGUGAUAAGGUCCAAACAGUUUGUUGAAGGUGGACUUUAAUCUCUCACACAACACGCUCAGUAGAACCGUAUGUGCGAUGUUGUGGAGGCUCAUCCCACGGUAGUUGGCGCAGAUUGUGUGAUCUCUCUUUUUGUGGAUUGGGCGGAGCACACUUAAAUUCCAAUCGUCGGGCAUGUUUUCGUCCAACCAAAGUCACACCUUCGAUAUAUAUCUCCCAACUGUAACAGAGGCGAGCUGUUACCAUUACGUCUCUGCAAUCGGCGCAAUAAUUGGAUAUCUAAUAUUAGGCGAGAAGGGUUCAGCAGGAAAAUUUUGAAACUUCAACAAAAUUAUGGAAAUAUAGAUAGAUGUGUCUAGGCACACAUCACAACUGAUAAGGCGACUUCGGUCAAGUACCAAGCAAACUUAUAAAAAUCUAAUAAAUACCACCAUAUAAUUAUUUCAUUUAUUGUUACUGUUAUUAUUACAUUGUUUAUUAUUACGGUUGUUUUUACGUUUUAUAAUUACAGUGAGUACAACUUCGCAGUGGCUGAGCCGUAAUAUCAAUUUUGAAGUUUAAACCUAAUACAAUUUCAGUCUCCUCCCCAAUCAUAUACAUACACACACACUCAUACAUUUACGCACACAUCCACACACAAAAUGCCACCCGCUUUAAUCAUUUUCCAUUAGCAAACGCGUUUCAUCAAAAUGUGCCUUUUCAGUUAUUGUUGUUGUUAUCAGCAGUUCAAAAUAAAUAUGCAUGAAAACACAAAAUCCAACAGAAAUAAAAAAUAUAAACUCAAAGAACUAAAAAUACAUACAUACACAGAAAAACACAUGGUGCAUACACAUGAGUAUGUAUGUAUGUAUGUAUAUAAAGUAGAACAAUACAAUGGCAAACUAUGAAAAAGCAAAAAGUGAAUUGACUAGCCUACGAGAAAUGCACUCACGCGCAUGCUUAAAUAAUACAAUUAAAUAUUUAUACAUAUGUACAAAUAUAUGUACAUACAUAUGUAGCGAAUGUACAUACAUAGACGAAGUUAGCAUUGCAAAUGGCACGCAGGUAGAAAAAUUUGCUAAGCAAAAUCCAAUAAAUGCAUUGAAAAAUAUUAAUAGAAUAAAAAUAAUGAAAGAAAUACGUAAAGAACGAAAAAAAUAAAAUAAAAUGAAGAUUUUCCCGUUAUAAUAAUAGUUUUCCCAUUAUUCUUGCUGUGGCUAAACCUUCAUGUUCGGAAUUCCAUCGAAGUAUUAUUCCGCAACAGCUGAACCUGGUAAAUACACCGAAAGUAAACGCGAAGGCGACGAAUGCAGAGUUCGUGAGUUCAAGCGGUAGGACCGCAAGAAGUGACUUUGUAUACAGAAUUAGUUUAAACUUCUACAUAUCCAAACUAAAUUCAGUAACCCCAAGGAAUGUCAAGUAUAAAAUGUGUGCGCCACAGAAAAACAACGCAGAAACUAUCUUCGUAAGCUCUUUCAACCCAAUCGAUAAACAUCAGCUUUCCCUCUCUCUGGUCCAACAUUAAUGAAAUUGAAUACAGUUUCUUGGUACUACUGUUAGAUGACUUCGAUGAGAACUAUCGAUUGUUGUGUUCCAGCAUAAGGCAGGCAAGCAAUUUAAAUAUUUAUAAAAAAAAGUAGUGCUUUUUACAAGCCAUGCCUUUAGAAGAAUAUAUUCAGUACUGUUUUGAAGACAGAUACCCCAAGUUAUACAAUAAAUAACAGCAAAGGCUCCAGGACUUCGAAGACUAGUUGGUUGGAUAUUGCAAAAUACUCGAAAUCAGGCAACCAAAAUAUUACUAUUUUGUCUAAUUUAUUUUAAUUUACUAAUUAUUUAUUAUUUAUUUAAUAUAUAAAAUUUUUGAAAUAUCCUUCGGAUACACCCAAGCAUUCGGAAUUCGUUAUAUUAGGGCAACUAAGAAGUUUCCGCCAUUGUUUCGGCAAUAGUAAAUAGUGUUUUGACAAGCAUUGUAAAACUACGGAUUGCUUAUCAGACAUGAAAUAUUUUCUCGUCAGCAUUUUAAAAAUGACCUGAAGCUUGCGAAAUCAAAUAUUGUAUUUUCUAUACAAUACUAGACCAAACAGCUGAUAGAGUUUUCGGGAUCAUUUGAAGUUUCAACAUUCGACUUUUGCUUUAAAGCGUGCUCUAAAUCUAACACAAGCUAGGAUAGAAUUGUUAUACAUAGUAGAAAAAAAUACAUUUCCUCUAAAUUUUACAAAAAAGGACUCACGAGAUGAUAUGAAAUUUUCCCAAAUUUAGACGAUCAUUAAAGAAACAGUACAAUAUGGAUGUCUGUUCAACAGUAUGAACAAGAAAAGCAUCGAAGUUUAUAAGUUUUAUAAUUUAUCCAUAAUUCGACGUUAGGUGAGGUUAGAUUAUACUGGCCGGCUAUCACGCCAUACAUAGACCUACUGAUCCUUAGUAAUGCCAGAUGGAAGUUCAGUUUAAUUUGAGCUGAAGAAAUCAUCACACAGGACGUCAAUUUAUUUGCGAAUUUUAGCGCGACUUGACUUCGUCCAGUAGUUUGAACUCCGAAGCUCCUAGAUACUUGAGUUUUGAUAGUGCUGACCAAAGACAAAGGCAUAGUUCCAGCGUCUCUCUCAUGCCAACUUCUCUGCACUUUCUGCAUGUAACGUUAUCACUUAUGCUCACUCGCCUCACAUGUGAUGACCAACAGCCGUCCGACAGUCCUUUCGAGUUCGCGUGAGUAAAAAGCAAGCGAGUUUUCCUAACGGUGCAAGAGAAGAUCUUGGCGAUCCUGCAUGUAUUUAAGGCAUUCCAUCUCGCCGUAUAAUAUGCAGUGGUUUUUUGAACAUGAGGAUUUAGCUAUGGUGAAUAAUGUUAUUCCUUAUACAAUAGCAUUUAUCAGUCAAUAAUAUUGUUCACUAAAAUAUUUCGAACCCAGAUACUUAUGUAUAUCCCUGUUACCCACCUCAGUAAGCUAAAAGCACAAAAUACUUUAUAAAACUCAAUUACUGGAUUGCUACUUUUUCCGAAAAAUAUUUAGUAACUAGAGAGAAUUAGCAUGGCUUUUUUUUUAACUUAAAAGGAAACAAUCCAUCUCCCGUCAUCCGUCAAACCACAACUACGAACUCCCACAAAUUGUCACUUUUCAAUAAAGCAAUUUAAUUAGAUUUUGAGUUAAGAACUAUUUACUAAAUUUUUUUUUUGAAAAAUAAUUAAAGUAAUUAAGGAAAUCUGCACGCUGACUGCAAUGAAAUCAGCUAAGGAAUAACUAGAAAAUUUAAAACACAAACUAAACAUUUGUUAAAACUAUUUUUAAGCAAAUAGAAGACGGUAAAAAUUUACGAUGCUUAUGAAAACUUGAAAACUAAAAUUAAAUAAACAUUUAAAAACAUAAUAAUAAUUAUACACAAUAAGAAACUAGAAACAAAAAUUAAAUAAAAAUACAAUUAUGUACCGUUAAAUUUUGUUAGUACACCUGAAUUGAAAAUAUAUACACAUUAAAAAAGAAAAAUUGAAAUAAAAACGCAACUAUUCAAUCGAAAGCAAAAGGGUAAAUAUUUAUAUGAAAUAAAAAUAUAAAAAAAAAUAAAAAAAAAAAUUUUAAAAAAAAAUUGAAAAGAUUAUAAACACAUUCGAAAUGCGAUCUUAUUGUACUAUCAUAGAUAAAACAAAACAAAAACAGAGAAACAAAAAUUUGAUUAAGCGCUAGAGCAUUACGAAUGGAGUACAGUGGUACGUUUCACCCUUAAACAAAACAUAAUAAACUAAAAAACAAAACACAAAUGAAUUAAUUAAAACACAUAAAAUGUAACUGUUCAAUCGAUAUACUAAAGAGAAAAAAUAUAUACGCGUCAAAAUGGAAAA
Messenger RNA from Bactrocera neohumeralis, 17861 nucleotides. RefSeq names its product disks large 1 tumor suppressor protein (gene dlg1). Bases 154 to 4992 code for a protein of 1612 amino acids. The transcript has 19 exons. Gene Ontology annotation, cellular component: neuromuscular junction; neuron projection; postsynaptic density membrane. Gene Ontology annotation, biological process: chemical synaptic transmission. Lineage: Eukaryota; Metazoa; Arthropoda; Insecta; Diptera; Tephritidae. Gene Ontology annotation, molecular function: kinase binding. The record is from RefSeq and is a predicted model, not a curated record.